GUUCUACCUCGAACCGAGCUUUAUAGGGUCUCUUCCGGAAGUCGGAAAAUGCGCCAUAUUCAAACGCCUGAAAUUCUUCCUCAUUUCCUCGGUUAACGAAGUCUCACCGGAAGUUGCAGAGCUCGGCUAGAGAAAGAAACACAUGGCUGCUUCACCUGCAAACCCUGGAAACAAAGCAUUGGAUGUUAAAUCCUUAAUCUCCGCCUAUUCGAGUGGAGCCUGGACAAGACUUCUCAGUUUCGUUCCUUCAUUCAAUUCGAAUUUACUCGCAAAAGUUUUAAAUCUAUAUGCACGAACAUCCCGUUCAAGAUAUCGGAGGCGGAGAUCGGGCCUUCCUCUUCCAUUGCCAUCAAAGUCGCUAGAAUUGUCUGUGGGCCUUACCAAAGCAUCUAGAAUCUUUGAUGUUUUGGAUGAUAUUUUGGAACACAUCUUGACAAGUUUGCAUCACAUCCAGAAGAAUUUACACUUUUGGCAAUCUAGAGCUGAGGGAUCAGAUUCCCAAAAGGUAUACUUCAUGGUGUUUGAGAGAGGUCCACAGGCAUUUAUUGAUGGAACUUUUCAAUUGAUACGCGGUUGUUUCACAGAGGGGUCUUCUAUACAACAUCUUUGUUAUUCUGCAGCUGCUCAAAUAUCUGAGAGGAUAGCUGUUUUAACUAGCCUAAGAUAUUGCCUUGCUACAUUUCUUGCACAGGUCUAUAUGGAGGUUGACAAAGUUGUGGAGGAUUUGAUCAAGGAUCCAGAGAAGUCAUUGCCCUCAUUAUUGAUGAUCAUUAAUAGCUUAUUUUUGAAACUGGAGGCAUCAGUUAGCCAUCCACAUGGAAUGUCUCAGCAGAGCAAUUCUUCUGUUCCUGUUGAUGGGAGCAACUCAUCUUCUCUACUGUUUGAGAAACUGCCAGAGGUUAACCAGGAUGGGUCCCAGUGGACAGAUUGUGAAAUAAGGGAUGCUAUCAAUUUGAUUUAUCAAAAUCUCCACAAGCUUGAUUCCUACUUAUCUCUCCUUGUUUCAAGAUACCAAAAACCAAGCAGAAUGACAUUAUACUGGUUUCGCUAUACAUGUGGAGCAGUUGGCCUUUCAGUUUGUUCAGUGUGGCUCCUUCGUCAUAGUAGUUUGAUGGGAAGUUCUGACAUUAACAAUUGGAUUGAUGAAGCAAGGAAUUCAACUCUUAGCUUUUGGAAUGAUCAUGUAGAGCAGCCGCUUUUAUCCAUUCGAGAUGAACUAUUUGAGACAUUCAGGAGGAGACACAAAGGUGUAAUGGAGAUUGAAGAAGUGCAGUUAACUGCAAAUUCUCUUCACAGAAUGUUAUUGGCAUUCAGUGAACAAACAAAAGGUCAGAAACUUCCAGAGAAUGCAUCUGAUCAGGAAUUACUGGAAAUAGUUAUGGCCAGGUAUGAGAAGGAGUUAAUGCAUCCAAUUCAAAAUCUUCUUGGGGGAGAGCUUGCUCGUGCUUUGCUUAUUCAGAUUCAGAAGUUAAAACUGGAUAUUGAGACGGCAAUGCUUGAACUUGACCAGAUUCUGAGGGCAAAUGAAAUCAAUUUUGCAAUUCUUGCUGCUUUACCAGCCUUCUUUCUCUCACUUAUAUUUCUCAUGGUAGUGCGUGCAUGGUUGAAACAGGACACUAGGGCUGAAGGCCGAGGAAGGAUUGCUCGGCUCCAAAGGAGGCUACUUAUUGUGGAGGUUGAGAAGAGAAUUAUGCAGUUCCAAACAUGUGUAGAUCAAGGACUGGAGGAAGAUGCUCAAUGCAUGUUGGGAUUGGUUUUAUAUAGUCUGGAUCGCCUAUACAAGGCUGUGGAGCGGCAUGCAAAAGCAACAGGCGAAUGGCUAAGUUUGAGACAGGAUAUCAUUGAUUUGGCAAAGCCCGACUUGCAAACUGCAUAUAAACUCACAGUGACAUCACGCAUAGGACGAGUUUAUGAUUGCUUGCUUCCUUCAUCAAAACUUCAGUAGCAUCUUGUAUUAUUUCCCCUUAUGUUUUCUUUGUUUUUGUGAGGCUAAAACUUGAUUUUGGGAGAGCAUUGAGUCAUUUUUACCCUAAUGAAAGGGCAAAUUGCCCAUUAUCUUGGCAUCUAUUCUCUGUAGCAAAGAUCACUUGUAGGUGGUUAUCGGUGAUAGGGAGAAUUUGUUCAGAACAUAUCCAGCAUCAUCUCCUCUGGUUGAACUGUUGAAGCAGAAAUGCUGGUGGUAUGGAAGCCUACCUGUCAGAAUGCCAGUCGCAGUUUGUAACUAAGCUAUGCUGUGCUACUAUAGAUGUUUCUUGUGUCUGGAGCUAUUUGUAUAUUCGCAGAAUGGAAAGUGAAUGAGCAAUGAUCAAUUUCAUUUCAAUAUAAAAUUUUUAUUAUAUUUA
Molecule: messenger RNA, 2342 nt
Organism: Nelumbo nucifera (sacred lotus)
Lineage: Eukaryota; Viridiplantae; Streptophyta; Magnoliopsida; Proteales; Nelumbonaceae
Gene: DGS1
Product: dgd1 suppressor 1
Cellular component (GO): mitochondrial outer membrane
Source: RefSeq, a predicted model, not a curated record